GUGGUUGGUAAAGCUGUAUCUUCUCGUUUGUUAUUUAGUGUACUCUGUUAACAGGUUAUGGGCCCAGAGCAGAGUAGAAAACGUUAAGAGUGUUAAGACGCUGGGUAAAAGUCGCGACGGAUAUAGCAUGUACCCAAGUCUUUCAACAUGAGAAGAAGAGAAAAAGAAACCGUGACAAGCCGCUGGUCUCGAUUAGUCUUUGACGGAGACGAGAAAAACUACGAGCUAUGGGAGACAAUGUUUUUGGGCCAUCUUUAUUUGCAAGGACUGAAAGAGACUAUUUUAAGCGAGUCUUUUGAGGAAGACGAGGAAGAUACGGCGAAAAACGCCGAAGCCUAUGCAGAGCUGAUACAGUUCCUGGAUGACAAAAGUUUGUCGCUGGUUAUGAGGGAAGCAGCAGACGAUGGAAGAGCGGCAUUGAAGAUUCUUCAGGAAUAUUAUGCUGGCAAAGGAAAGCCUAGAGUAAUUAGCUUAUACACAGAGCUAACGUCACUGCAAAAGUCGCACAGUGAGUAUGUUACUGAUUAUGUCAUCAGGGCUGAGACCGCAAUCACCGCUUUGAGGAACGCAGGUGUGGUACAAAAGGCCACAAAGCAAGGACAUGUCAACGUAAACUGUGGUGUAGUCAGUGCAGAAGUACCACUCACCGUGAUGCAACAUGCAGAUGGGGAAAGCAGCGGGAUAACGCACAAAAAGUUUCCGCAGAGCCAAGUGACAGGGAGUAUACUUUCCGGGCAAGCGACGCUGAAAUGCGGGUACAGAAUACCAAGAGGAAAGGCCUAA
Molecule: messenger RNA, 783 nt
Organism: Sinocyclocheilus grahami
Lineage: Eukaryota; Metazoa; Chordata; Actinopteri; Cypriniformes; Cyprinidae
Exons: 2
Coding region: 148-783 (211 amino acids)
Source: RefSeq, a predicted model, not a curated record